Messenger RNA from Magnolia sinica, 2976 nucleotides. RefSeq lists its product as uncharacterized. The transcript has 20 exons. Gene Ontology annotation, biological process: double-strand break repair via homologous recombination; protein deubiquitination. Lineage: Eukaryota; Viridiplantae; Streptophyta; Magnoliopsida; Magnoliales; Magnoliaceae. Bases 181 to 2499 code for a protein of 772 amino acids. Gene Ontology annotation, molecular function: ubiquitin binding. The record is from RefSeq and is a predicted model, not a curated record.
UCCGGCAGUUCGGAACUCCAGCAGCGGCAGAAACGGUAGCCCGCGGACCGCGAAUUCUCCUCCAUUUCCAGGAUUUUUUGGCUCAUCAUCAAUCUCCCUUGAGAAGGACAGCAAUCUCUAUCAUUGACCUCAUAAGGACUAAAGAUGGUAGUAUAGAGCAAUAUUGAUGGCUUCAAUGGUAUGCUUGUACCAGGCAUGUCUUCAACGCAUCGUGUGGGUAGUGCGGGGAACACAUCCAAUUCAACCCGUCCUCGGAAGGAGAAGCGGUUGACUUAUGUGCUGAAUGAUGUGGAUGACGCAAAGCACUGUGCAGGCAUAAAUUGCUUAGCUGUAUUGAAGUCAUCAGCACCUGAUGGUGGUGAUUAUCUAUUUACUGGAAGCCGAGAUGGGACACUUAAGAGAUGGGCUUUGGCUGAAGAUGGAGCCUCAUGUUCUGCAACAUUUGAGUCACAUGUUGACUGGGUUAAUGAUGCAGUUCUUGCUGGGGAUACGCUUGUUUCAUGUUCUUCGGACACUACUCUCAAGACAUGGAAUUGCUUGUCGGAUGGGACUUGUACCAGAACUCUUCAUCAGCACUCUGACUAUGUUACUUGUCUAGCGGCUGCUGAAAAAAAUAGCAAUGUUGUUGCCUCUGGUGGCCUUGGUGGGGAGGUUUACAUAUGGGACAUUGAAGCAGCUCUUCUUCCAGUCUCAAAGUCAAAUGAUGCAAUGGAGGAUGACAAUUCUAAUGGUAUAAUUAGUUCAGGAAACUCUGGGUUACCCAGUACAAGUCUCCGCACUAUCGGUUCAAGUAGCAGCAUCUCUCUGCACACAACUCAGUCACAUGGGUACAGUCCAGUUGUCGCCAAAGGUCAUAAAGAGUCGGUGUAUGCACUAGCAGUGAAUGAGAGUGGAACCCUACUUGUUUCUGGUGGUACUGAGAAGGUGGUGCGUGUGUGGGACCCAAGAACCGGCUCAAAGAAUAUGAAGCUAAGAGGGCAUACUGACAAUAUUAGGGCUCUGCUUCUGGAUUCAACUGGCAGGUUUUGCUUGUCAGGAUCAUCGGAUUCUAUGAUACGCCUAUGGGAUCUCGGUCAGCAGCGAUGCAUACAUUCCUAUGCUGUGCAUACAGAUUCUGUUUGGGCACUUGCCAGCACUCCAACAUUCAGUCAUGUUUAUAGUGGCGGAAGGGAUCUUUCUCUAUACCUGACUGAUUUGUCAACAAGGGAGAGCCUCUUGCUUUGCACGAAGGAACACCCUAUCUUGCAAAUGGCCUUGCAAGAUGAUAGCAUAUGGGUUGCAACAACAGAUUCUUCUUUACACAAGUGGCCUGCUGAAGGACGUAACCCACAGAAGGUUUUUCAAAAAGGGGGUUCAUUCUUGGCGGGAAAUUUGUCCUUUACAAGGGCAAGGGCUUGCUUAGAAGGAUCUACUCCUAUUCCUGUGUACAAAGAACCAUCAUUAACAAUUCCUGGAACUCCAGCAAUUGUACAGCACGAAAUUCUGAACAAUAGAAGGCAGGUCCUAACCAAGGAUGCUGCAGGCUCAGUGAAGCUAUGGGAGAUCACGAGGGGUAUUGUGGUUGAGGAUUAUGGCAAGGUUUCCUUCGAGGAAAAGAAGGAAGAGCUAUUUGAAAUGGUAAGUAUUCCUGCAUGGUUCACCAUGGACGCUAGGCUUGGGAGCUUGUCUAUCCAUUUGGACACCCCGCAAUGCUUUUCAGCAGAGAUGUAUGCUGUUGACUUGAACAUGUCAGGAGCAUCUGAAGAAUUAAAGAUCAAUCUAGCCCAGGAGACUCUUCGUGGCUUAAUGGGUCAUUGGCUGGCCAGGAGAAGGCACUCUGGACCACAAGCUUCAGCUAAUGGUGAUGUUUUACCAGGGAAAGAUAUUCCAAUUAGAAACCAUUCCCAUUCAAGAGUUGAUGUUGAUGAUGGUGCAGAAAACCACAAUGAAAACGGCCCUCCCUUUUUUGAGUUUUCAACAGUUUCCCCUCCUUCCAUCAUUACUGAGGGCUCUCAUGGUGGCCCAUGGAGAAAGAAAAUCACAGACUUGGAUGGCACUGAAGAUGAAAAGGAUCUCCCUUGGUGGUGUCUAGACUGUAUGUUGAAUUGUCGAUUACCUCCCCGAGAAAAUAGCAAGUGCAGUUUUUACUUGCAUGCUUGCGAAGGGUCGAAUGUCCAGGUGCUCACUCAAGGGAAGCUCAGUGCACCUCGAAUAUUGCGGAUACACAAAGUUGUUAACUAUGUCCUUGAAAAAAUGGUUCUUGAUAAACCAUCAGAUGGUGGAAACCCAGACGGGAUGUUUGUUUCAGCGCUGACAGGAGGACAAUCACAACUUCCUACUUUCGGAGUUGGAUCUUUCCCAACUGGCUUGAAGCCAUGGCAAAAGCUAAAGCCGUCGAUAGAGAUCUUAUGCAAUAACCAGGUCUUAUCCCCUGAAAUGAGCUUAGCCACUGUCCGAGCAUAUAUUUGGAAGAAAUCGGAUGAUCUUGUCCUCAAUUACAGAGUGGUACCGGGUAGAUGAAUCUUGGGCACAAACAGAAGAGGCUGCUGGUUGUAAUCAAACUUUUUAUCAUUUCCUUGUAAAGCUUAAAGUUCCAUCUAUCGAUGAAGCUUUAGAUACUCUUCAGAGAGAUUGCUUCUGAAAUCAGCAGAAGUUCUUGAGUUUGGGUGGCAGGCGGUGUUUUUGAUGGAAGGACCAUUUUGAAAAGUUCAAUGGCAGGAACCAAAUGUUUAGGUUUUGUUAAGAAACUGAUGGUUGGACUGGAAGGACAAGAAAUGGCCGGAAACCAGAUCCACAGACCACAAUCAAUUUCAAGGGAAAAGAUCCGAGUGCAUGAGACGAGGAAGGCAAUGAUGUUGAAAGCAAUGUAGAUGUGAAUUAGGGUACCUAAAGCUGAGGUAAUUACCUGGUAAUAAGACAGUUUCCUCAAAACAAAUUAAUUCAAUAUAUGUUUUAUUUUCUAUAUAAGGAGCAUUCAGGUCUCAGCGUUGCUUUCAA